Messenger RNA from Nicotiana attenuata, 1208 nucleotides. RefSeq lists its product as uncharacterized. Lineage: Eukaryota; Viridiplantae; Streptophyta; Magnoliopsida; Solanales; Solanaceae. The transcript is spliced from 4 exons. The record is from RefSeq and is a predicted model, not a curated record. The coding region runs from base 219 to 944 and encodes 241 amino acids.
ACCAUAGCCUCCCCUCAGUCUCACCAUCCCAUCAGACCCACAACCCUCACUUUAGCUCCCUCUAUAUAUUAUAACUGAUGAUAGAAUUCUAUUGCAUACAUAAUUAAUUUAGUAGAGCUGAGACCUUCUUCCUCUAUAUAUAGCAGCUAUAUACUGUUUUUCUUACUUUUAAUUUGUUAGGAGAAUUUAAACAAAUUAUAAAAAAGAAGGAUCGUAAGAUGGAAGAGAUGAUGAAACCUGCAUGGUUAGAAGGAUUAAUGGCUGAGAAAUUCUUUGCAGGAUGUGGGGUCCACGGGAAUAGGAGGAAAAAUGAGAAAAACAUCUUCUGCUUAGAGUGUUGUCAAAGCUUUUGCCCUCACUGCCUUCCUUCUCAUCACUCACAUCCUCUUCUCCAGGUUAGAAGAUACGUAUACCAAGAUGUUAUAAGAUUGGAUGACCUUGAGAAGCUCAUUGACUGUUCCUACAUCCAGCCCUACACAAUAAACAGUGCCAAAGUUAUAUUCUUGAACCAGAGAGCACAAUCAAGGUCAUGCAAGGCUUCUGGCAAUUCUUGUUUUACCUGUGACAGAGUUCUUCAGGAUCCCUUCAACUUUUGUUCCCUCUCUUGCAAGGUUGAUUAUAUGGUGUAUCAAGGUGAAGAUCUAUCAAACAUUCUCUAUAGGUUUGAUGAGUCUGACUUUGCACUCUCCCAAUUUGAGGGACUCCACGUGGACACAUCUGAUUUGCUCGAUGAGGAAAGCCAAAUUACUCCCAACUCCAUCUUAGAAGAUCCAUUAGAAUGCAGAGGCUCAUCUUGCUCAAAUAAUGGCAUGGGCAAUUCUGGUAUUUCACAUGAUGCCCGUGUGGCGAAAAAUAAGAAAAAAAGCAGUGGUUUUUUCCCUGGACUUGUGCUUUCAUUGAGCAAUAGGAGAAAGGGAGCCCCUCAAAGAUCUCCUCUUUCUUGAAAAUAAAUUAGUGAAUAUCCUCUAAUAAAUUACUCCAUUUAGUACUUAUUGUAAUAUUACCAGCAUUAUUAGUUCUCUGGAUUUUGUGGGUGUAAUUUUAUGAAGUUUGUAGCGUCACUCUUAGGUGGGAAUUUACCCCAAAGUGAUUCCAUUGCAAGCCAUAGGUUGAUAUUUAGGGAGGUUUCGACAAGAUAUUUAAGCUCUCUAAUUAUCACCAAUUUUGUACUGGUUCGAUGGAACUUGAACAUAUAAAAUAUAAGUAGC